AUGAAGUUGUUUUCUUCCGUUUCUCUUUUUUAUGCCUUAUUCUCCAUUUUAGCUUACAGCUCUAUUCCUUCUCUUGCAGCUCCUCUAACCGAGCGUUCUGAUAUCAAACAGAAUGAAGAGUUUUCUGUAAUGAGCCUCCGCUCAGGUAACAUUAACGUUCAUUUCCAUUCCUUUUAUGUUGGUGACAACAAUAACGUCUAUCUCGAUCCUUAUGAUAAUGGAAAUCAAGCGGCCAAAUUCACUUUAGCAGAUACUUAUUUACUACAUGAAGGAUUUUCUGCUCACCUUGGCGAUAAUGGUGCGUUAUAUUUUCAACGUAAUGAUGAGGGUUCUGUUCCUGGAUUUGCUUUUGGAGAACGCAUUGCUUCUGGCUAUGCUCUAGUUCUUAAUGGACAAAGCCCCGUAGCUUGUCCUAUCGAAGAGAAUUCCUCUGUUUACUCUGUCUUUUUUGGUAAGGGAAAUGGUAAUAGUAACUGUGUUGGCUUUACAGCCCUUGCACUUCCAAAUAAUCCUGCUUCUUCUUCUUCUUCUUCUUCUACUGCAGCCCCUUCCAAUGCUAAAAAGGCGAAAAAAGCUAAUGGAAAAGAUGUAAAAGAAGCCAAUGACGGACCUCCCAUUUAUCCUAGUGCCGUUCGUUUUUUCAACUCUUCUUGUCCAAACACUAAUUAUGGCGCAGUAUUAUCUCCUAUUGUUUAUCAAAAGCAAGAUGAUCGCGUCAAUCCCAUUUUUAGUUUUGAUUCUCCUCGGAUUGACGAAAAUGACUGUCAACUUCACUUUCAUAUUGAUAAAAAACUUGAUGGCCCCAAUGGCAUUGGAGAAUUCAUGCUCUAG
Schizosaccharomyces cryophilus OY26 is the source of this 831-nucleotide messenger RNA. Its product is annotated as But2 family protein. The record is from RefSeq and is a predicted model, not a curated record. The transcript is spliced from 2 exons. NCBI's taxonomy places the organism in Eukaryota, Fungi, Ascomycota, Schizosaccharomycetes, Schizosaccharomycetales, Schizosaccharomycetaceae. The coding region runs from base 1 to 831 and encodes 276 amino acids.